UCCCGCCUUCAAGAUUCUGUGACGUGUUUGAUACGGUCGGGAGAUUGUGAGUCGUUCGUCAUGUCAAGAAAAUUAUUAUAGUUACCCUUUCUGGUUGACAUCAGUUUGAUAUUUGUUUUACAAGAUUCUUGUAAACACUCAAGUGUCCAGUAUAAGACGCACAGGAGGAAUUUUCAUCAUGGCUUCAAAAUUUCCUGUUGUACCAGGCAUGCCGAUGCUGGAUUUUUCUGCCUUGGACAAGCAGAGUGAUAAUAUUGAUGAAUUCUUCACUACAGCACAGCUUUCCAAAAUGUCGCAAUAUGAGAUACUGCGAUUUAAGAACAUGAGAAAAAAUUACGAAAUGAUGGCAUCUCUAGGGUUACCUGCCAUCAAACCAGAUUUCAUGAAAAGUCGUAGAGGAGGUGCAAAGAAGAAGAGAAAGGAGUGUUCUGAUGAUAGUGAUGAAGAAUGGACACCUGCAUCCGAAAGGAGGAAGAGCCAAAGGGACAGGAUACCAGUCACCCAAUUCAGCUUCCCUCUCAAACAAGGAGUGGAUGCAGUAAAGAAAACUCCAAAACUGAAGAAAAUAGAAAAGGUGCCAAACAUAAAACCAGAAAAACAUGAAAUUAAAAAGAAUACAGACAGCAAGAUGCCUAUCCACACAUACCCUUUGAGACCAGCUUCUUCGGCUGUUAGUUAUAUGAAGAUUGAGGUCCCAGAUGAUGAUGAAUUUCUUUAUUGUGAGGAGUGUAACAAGGAGUAUGAAGGAGAUUGCCCUGUGCACGGACCACUAGUCAUAGUUGAGGACACUGAGAUCAAACCAAAGGAUAAAGAACGGUCCCUCUAUACCUUGCCACCUGGCCUAUGUGUACGAAAAUCAUCUAUACAAAAUGCUGGCCUGGGUAUCUGGUCUGAUUAUAAGAUUUCACCCAGGACAAGAUUUGGUCCCUACAAGGGGGAGAAAACUCAAGAUUUAGACAAAGCACACUCCACUGGAUAUGCCUGGCAGAUUUAUGAGAAUGGCAAACCAAGCUUUUUCAUCGAUGCCUUUGAUAAAAACCAAGCUAAUUGGAUGAGAUACGUAAAUUGUGCGAGGAAUGAAGAUGAGCAGAACAUGACAGCCUACCAACACAGGGGCCAAAUAUACUACAGGACACACAAGGUUAUCAACCCAGAUACUGAGCUGCUUGUGUGGUACGGAGAGGACUACAGCGAGGAGCUUGGCAUCAGAAGAUGGGAGGACUCGACUGAACUGAAACCAUUCACUGUCAAUGGAACCAAAAUGUUUAGGUGUCCGUUUUGUGGGAGUUGUUUCAGCUCUGAAGUUGGCAUACUUGGACACAGCAAAAGCAAGCAUGGAGUCUCUCAGUUCACUAUUGACCUAGCAAGGAAAAUGUUGGAGAAAGUGAAGAGAGAUAAUAAUAGGAAGGAAUUGAAAUUGCAUACAAAACAAAACUUGCUGUUUAAGAAUGAAUGUCAAAAAAGGAUAAAAAAUGGACAUUACAAAUUGAAAAUGAAGGAAAAUGUCAAUAGGGAUGGAAGACUGAGUAACUACACAAAUGAUCAAAGGAAUAUCUCCAGCAAGGGAACAGAACGUUUAUACAAAUGUGAUGUCUGUGGUAAGGGGUUUAGUUGGGCGCCUAACCUACAGAGACACCUCAGGACACAUACAGGAGAGAAGCCCUACACAUGUGAUGUCUGUGGUAAGGGGUUUAGUGACACAGGUAACCUACAGAAACACCUCAGGACACAUACAGGAGAGAAGCCCUACAAAUGUGAUGUCUGUGGUAAGGGGUGUAGUCAGGCACAUAGCCUACAGUCACACCUCAGGACACAUACAGGAGAGAAGCCCUACAAAUGUGAUGUCUGUGGUAAAGGGUUUAGUCGGGCACAUCACCUACAUAAACACCUCAGGACACAUACAGGAGAGAAGCCCUACAAAUGUGAUAUCUGUGGUAAGGGGUGUAGUCAGGCCCAUAGCCUACAGUCACACCUCAGGACACAGACAGGAGAGAAGCUCUACAAAUGUGAUGUCUAUGAGGAAUAA
Molecule: messenger RNA, 2026 nt
Organism: Mizuhopecten yessoensis (Yesso scallop)
Lineage: Eukaryota; Metazoa; Mollusca; Bivalvia; Pectinida; Pectinidae
Product: histone-lysine N-methyltransferase PRDM9-like
Exons: 11
Coding region: 179-2026 (615 amino acids)
Biological process (GO): regulation of DNA-templated transcription
Cellular component (GO): nucleus
Molecular function (GO): histone methyltransferase activity; protein binding
Source: RefSeq, a predicted model, not a curated record